AGGAUGCAACAGCAUUGGAAACCUCAUCGACACAGAGAGCUGGGAGAGAGAGAGGUGGGAAUGGCAGCAGGAUAUGCCCACCUUCACUGUGAAACUUGACACUAAUGAUGAAUUGUUUUCUUGUGUUUCAGGUUCGAGGAAGGAAACAUGAUGCUGGUGUGGGUUUUGGUGCUGACCACACUGCUUGCCAGUGAUGUGGCAGGGACGAGCAAUUCGUUGGGACUGGAGGAGACUCAGCAUCACAUUGAAAAGCGCGACGUAGGCAAAAAAGACUGCAAAGUUGACUGGGUUUAUUAUCCUCCCUUAAAAUCCUGUUUCCGUUUCUUUUGUGACAAUAGAACAUGGACCAAUGCUGAGGAAUUCUGCAAACACCAACCUCAUUCUGCACAUCUGGCGUCUGUGUCCUCGAAUGAACACAACAUGUUCCUUAAGAAAAUGAUUGCUGCAGAGAGCUAUGGAAGUCCAAAAAUUUGGAUUGGACUAAACGACAUAUUGCGGACGGGGGAUUUUGGAGUGAUCGAUCAUGUCUUGAAACGGCAGCUUUUAUUUGUUCCUAUCAUUGAACCAGCGAUUAGAAGACUCCAGAAUCAUCCACUCAUCCUUUCCAGCAGUGGAUCCAGUGCUUUGAUUUCUUUGUAGCCGCUCUCACUGUCUGUGGUGACUGUACUCACUGAGCUUCUCAGCCAAUAAUAAAGAGAACUGCAACAUGA
Molecule: messenger RNA, 710 nt
Organism: Amblyraja radiata (thorny skate)
Lineage: Eukaryota; Metazoa; Chordata; Chondrichthyes; Rajiformes; Rajidae
Product: snaclec 5-like
Exons: 4
Coding region: 148-639 (163 amino acids)
Source: RefSeq, a predicted model, not a curated record